UAAAAAUGAACAUACUCCAAAGUUGUCUACUUGUUAUGGUUUGUUUUGGUUUGACUACUAGCUAUAGGAUCCAAGCCAAAAGUACAUAUGUGGCUUUCUAUGCAACUUUAACAAAACAUCAAGUACUAAAUGGUGCAAAAACAGUAGUGUAUGAUAAAGUGUAUACCAAUCUAGGCUCUGGUUAUAACAACAAGAAUGGUAAAUUCACAGCUCCAGAAAAAGGACUUUAUUAUUUUACUUCAACUUUGAUGGCAGUUCACAAUAAGGACUUGCAUAUUGUUAUGAUGAAAAAUAAGAAUGUGAUUGGGUAUGGUCAUGAUGCACGUGGAGAAGCUGAAAUGGGUUCAGUGAACGCUGUCAUUGAAUUAGGUAAAGGAGAUUUUGUUCAAAUUGUUCACGAUGCAAGAGUAGGUGGUCAAACAAUAUACGGGGAAGGCUUCUGUUCAUUUGCUGGCUAUCUCAUCACCAAGUUGUCGGACAGAAAUUCAGCGGAGUACGUUGAAAUACACCUGAAGUCUAAACUUAAAUAA
Molecule: messenger RNA, 530 nt
Organism: Mytilus trossulus (common blue mussel)
Lineage: Eukaryota; Metazoa; Mollusca; Bivalvia; Mytilida; Mytilidae
Product: complement C1q tumor necrosis factor-related protein 3-like
Exons: 2
Coding region: 6-530 (174 amino acids)
Molecular function (GO): protein binding
Source: RefSeq, a predicted model, not a curated record